Messenger RNA from Haliotis rufescens (red abalone), 5166 nucleotides. RefSeq names its product myosin heavy chain, striated muscle-like. Gene Ontology annotation, molecular function: ATP binding; actin filament binding; cytoskeletal motor activity. The record is from RefSeq and is a predicted model, not a curated record. Bases 1 to 4602 code for a protein of 1533 amino acids. Lineage: Eukaryota; Metazoa; Mollusca; Gastropoda; Lepetellida; Haliotidae. Gene Ontology annotation, cellular component: myosin complex. The transcript has 29 exons.
AUGGCUUCAUACGACCCUGCCGACCCUGAGAUGCAGUAUCUUGCUGUGGACCGCAAGAAGCUGCUGAAGGAGCAGAAUAAAAACUUUGACGCCAAAAAAUCUUGCUGGGCGCCCGAUGCAGAGCAGGGUUUCAUUGCUGCUGAAAUACAGAGCACAGCAGGAGAUGACGUCACAGUCCUCAUUGUUGACUCCAAACAGACGAAGACGUUCAAGAAGGACGACAUCCAGUCGAUGAACCCCCCAAAGUAUGAAAAGAUCGAGGACAUCGCCAACAUGACCUUCCUCAACGAGGCCAGCGUUCUGUACAACUUGAGAGCCAGAUACACUUCUGGGUUGAUCUAUACCUAUUCUGGCCUGUUCUGUAUUGCCAUCAACCCCUACCGUCGUCUCCCCAUCUACACUCCGUCCAUCGUGGCCAAGUAUAGAGGCAAGAGGAAGACCGAGAUGCCCCCUCACUUGUUCUCCGUCUCUGACAACGCCUACCAGUUCAUGGUGCAAGAUCGUGAAAACCAGUCUAUGUUGAUUACCGGCGAAUCUGGUGCCGGAAAGACUGAGAAUACCAAGAAGGUCAUCGCCUACUUCGCUUUUGUCGCCGCUGCCUCCAAGGGAGAAGUGGAGCAAGAGGAAAAGAAGGGUUCCCUUGAGGAUCAGAUUGUGCAGGCUAACCCUGUUCUUGAAGCUUAUGGUAACGCCAAGACGUCACGUAACAACAACUCCUCAAGAUUCGGAAAAUUUGUUCGAAUUCACUUCGCCUCUUCCGGUAAAAUUGCUGGCGCCGACAUUGAAACAUAUUUGUUGGAGAAAUCUCGUGUCACCUACCAGCAAUCUGUUGAGAGGAACUACCAUAUCUUCUACCAGAUGUUGUCUGGAGCGAUACCAUCAGUUGCAGAGACGAUCGUGGCCAAUCCCGAUGCUGGUUUGUUCUCCUUCAUCAAUCAAGGAGUGCUUACUGUCAACGGCAUCGACGAUGUUGAGGAGAUGAAGAUGACAGAUGCUGCCUUUGAUGUUCUGGGAUUCACCGCUGAGGAAAAAACUAGCGCCUACAAAUGCACUGGCUCUAUCCUCCACAUGGGUGAGAUGCAGUUCAAGCAGAAGGGUGAACAGGCUGAGCCUGAUGGAACUGCUGAAGCUGAGAAGGUUUCCUUCCUGUUGGGCGUCAACUGUGGAGACUUCCUGAAGGCUUUGUGUAAACCCAAGAUCAAGGUUGCCAUGGAUUACGUGACCCAAGGACGAACCAAGGAUCAGGUUAUCUAUUCUAUCGGAGCCCUGUCCAAGUCACUGUAUGAUCGUGUGUUCAACUGGCUGGUCAAGAGAGUCAACCACUCCCUGGACACCAAGAAACCCAGGCAGUUCUUCAUUGGUGUGCUGGAUAUUGCGGGCUUCGAAAUCUUUGAUUUCAACAGUUUCGAACAGUUGUGUAUCAACUACACCAAUGAGCGCCUACAGCAGUUCUUCAACCACCACAUGUUUGUUUUGGAGCAGGAAGAAUAUAAAAAAGAAGGCAUUGAGUGGGAGUUCAUUGACUUUGGAAUGGACUUGCAAGCAUGCAUUGAACUUAUUGAAAAGCCUCUUGGCAUCCUGUCAAUCUUGGAAGAAGAGUGUAUGUUCCCCAAAGCAUCUGACAAGACCUUCAAGGACAAACUUACUCAGAACCACAUGGGCAAAUCUCCCAACUUCCUCAAGCCCAGUAAAUCCAUGAAGGGUGGCCAACAUGGUGACUUUGCCCUGAAGCAUUACGCCGGAACAGUUCCCUACAAUAUCGGAGGCUGGCUGGAGAAGAACAAGGACCCUGUCAACGAGACCAUUGUGGAUCUUCUGAAACAGUCUAAAGAGCCACUUGUACAGUUGCUUUUCUCUCCACCUGCAGGAGAAGCUGCUGAUGCCAGCGGUGGUAAGAAGAAAAAGAAGAGCUCUGCCUUCCAGACUAUAUCUGCUAAUCACAGGGAAUCACUGAACAAACUGAUGAAGAAUCUGUACUCCACACAUCCUCAUUUUGUGCGUUGCAUCAUUCCCAACGAGACCAAGACACCAGGUCUGAUUGACGCCAGUCUUGUGCUUCACCAACUGCAAUGUAAUGGUGUACUUGAGGGAAUCCGUAUCUGCAGAAAGGGCUUCCCCAGUAGGAUAAUCUACUCAGAGUUCAAACAGAGGUAUUCAAUCUUGGCCCCAAAUGCCAUCCCUGAAGGAUUUGUUGAGGGAAAGGUAGUUUCUGGCAAGAUUCUAGAAGCCCUGGAGAUGGGUCAGGAUGAAUACCGUCUUGGCAACACUAAAGUGUUCUUCAAGUCUGGAGUUCUUGGUUACUUGGAAGAAAUCCGUGACGAACGUUUGUCGGUGAUUGUUGCUCUGUUCCAAGCUCACAUUCGUGGAUACCUGAUGAGGAAAUAUCUCAAGAAUCUCCAUGACAAGAGGGUUGCCCUGGAACUGAUUCAGAAGAACAUCCGUAAGUGGCUUGCCAUGAGGAACUGGUGUUGGUGGGGAUUCUACACCAAGGUGAAGCCCCUCCUCAGCGUUGCUGCUGCUGAGGACGAGAUGAAACAGAAGGAGGAAGCACUUGGUAAAACAAAGGGUGAACUUGAGAAGGUGACACAGAGGUGCAAGGAGCUUGAGGAACAGAGCGUGACAUUAACAGAGGCCAAGAACAACUUGUUCCUACAGGUUCAAACCCAACAGGAUACCAUCGAUGACUGUGAAGAGAGGAUUGAGCAGCUUCUUUGGCAAAAGGAAGAGACUGAUGUCCAAAUGAAGGAACUCAAUGAUCGUAUAGUUGAGGAAGAAUCUAACAAUGCCAUGCUAACUGAAAAGCAAAAACAAAUGGACACUGAAAUCUGUGACCUCAAGACAAAUGUGGAAUCCCUUGAGGGUGCAGUGUCAAAGAGCCAACAUGACAUCAAAGCUAAGGAUUCGCAAAUAAGAGCUCUAACUGAUGAAACUGCACAGUUGGGUGAAACUGUUACAAAGCUCACAAAGGGGAAGAAGGACGUUGAAGAUCAACUAACUAAGACCAAGUCAGACCUGGAGACAGAACAGGGCAAAUGUGCAAAUCUCAACAAAUUAAGGCAGAAGCUAGAAGGUGUUAUUGUAGAGCUUGAAGACAUGCUUGAACAUGAAAAGAAGGUCCGUACGGAUGUGGAAAAGACUAAGAAGAAGCUUGAACAGGACUUGAAAGUCUCCCAGAGCAACUGUGAAGAUCUGAAUAGUUUGAAGACAGAUGCAGAGGAAACUAUAAAGAAGAAGGAGAAGGAGAUCACUGGGCUCAUGUCUCUGCUGGAGGAGUCUGAGACACAUGGCAACCAACAACAGAAGAAGAUAAAGGAUCUCCAGAAUAAUCUUGAUGAGUGUCAGGAACAACUUGAAUCUGAACGACAGACAAGAUCAAAGGUAGAGAAGCAGAGAACACAGUUUGCCAAUGAACUGGACAACAUGACACAACGUCAUGAAGAAGCCAACUCCACCAUUACUUCACAGUCGGACGUCAUCAAGAAGCGGGACACUGAGAUUCAAAAGCUGAAGCACGACAUGGAGGAAGCGUCAUCCCAGCAUGAGUCUCAGGUUGCCAACUUCCGCAAGAAGCAGAAGGACGCCAUGACUGAGAUGAAUGACCAAAUGGAACAGCUUCAGAAAGUCAAACAAAGAUUGGAGAAGGAAAAGAACCAAUUAAAGGCUGAAACUGAUGAGCUUCAAAAUGAACUGGAACAUGCCAAGAAAAACAAGGGAUGUUCCGGCGUGAUGUCCAAGCAGAUGCAAAACCAAAUGGCUGAGCUGAACACCCAGGUGGAAGAAGCAACCCACCAGAUCAGCGAACUGCAGACGGAGAAGAACAAGUUCAUGGCUGAGGCCGCUGACCUUACCCGUCAAUUGGAGGAGACUGAAACACGAAUUGGAAAGCUUAGCAAGGAGAAGUCUUCCCUAUGUGUCCAAGUAGAAGAGAUAAGACGCUCCUCAGAUGAUGAACAAAGAGUGCGUCAACGACUCCAGACUGAGAUGAGGAACAUGAACACUGACAUGGUCAGUCUCAGGGAACAGCUUACGGAGGAGCAGGAGGCCCGGGCAGCUCUACAGCGUCAGCUGUCCAAGUCAAACCAGGAGAUGCUUCAAUGGAGAUCCAAGUAUGAAACUGAAGGCACUGUCAGGGUCGAAGAGCUUGAGGAGUCCAGACGCCGAAUCCAGAUCAAACUUAACGAAGCUGAACACAAUCUGUCUACCGCCAUUGCAAAGGCCAGUUCGUAUGAGAUGACCAAAGCCAAAAUGGUGAGAGACCUUGAGGAUGAACUUGAGAAGGAACAGAUGAGCCAUGGUGAAUCUGUCAAGAAUUGUCGCCAUAACGAGCGUCGUGUGAAGGAGAUGACCUACAAGGUGGAUGAAGACAAGAAGACCAUUGACCAACUGCAGGGCAUCAUUGACAAGCAAAGCGGUCAGAUGAAGCUCUACAAGUCCCAGUUGGCAGAUGCUGAAGAGAUGGUGGCUAUGAACAUGAACAAAUACCGUAAGGUGAAGCAGGAGUUGGAGGAAGCUCAGACCAGAGCCAGCAUGGCUGAGGACACCAUGGAAAGCUACAGUAGGAAGACUCGCACUUACAACGCCUACACCGAUAGUUCUUACUAGAUCCAGUUCAUGGUCAGGAUCAGGAUGAACUCUUUCGGCAUGUAUCUUGUAUAGAAAGACCUUCAACACCCCUCCUGGUCAAACCCUAGGAUGAUGCGAUCUGGAAUAGCAAGUUGCAAACAUGAGAAUCGGUGUUUUUUAUCUAAUUUAUUUGGUGAUAUGUAUGCCAUUCAUGAAUUCAAUUAUUCAUUGAAACUGCUCAAGUCGGUGUACAUUCAGAGGAUCAGAGCAAUAUGUACAUCUAAUUAAUAUAAUACCAGUCAUAUAAUAUGCUUCUGUGAACUGAACGAUGCUUAACAGGGAAGUUAUAAAUGAUUAUUGGAUACAACUCCUUCCGAAUAUUUAUAUAAUUUAUUCACCAAGUCUUUGAAAGACAUUUACAAGUGAUACACAUAAGGAAGAGAAUUUAUGAAUGUCAACUUCUUUAUUAUGAGGAACACAACGUUUCGGAAUAUAUGCUACUCCUCAGAAUAAAGAAGUUGACAUCCAUAAAUUCUCUUCCCUAUUCAUUCACAGUUGUAAUAUUCAAAUACUGUCUCUUUUGUAUGCAAUAAAUAUAUAUGU